AGGAGGUCCAUGAGGACUACAAGAGGUCCAGGAGGAUUACAGGAGGUCCAUGAGGACUACAGGAGGUCCAGGAGGACUACAGGAGGUCCAGGAGGACUACAGGAAGUCCAUGAGGACUACAGGAGGUCCAUGAGGACUACAGGAGGUCCAGGAGGACUACAGGAGGUCAUGGUGGACUACAGGAGGUCCAUGAGGACUACAAGAGGUCCAGGAGGAUUACAGGAGGUCCAGGAGGACUACAGGAGGUCAUGGUGGACUACAGGAGGUCCAGGAGGACUACAGGAGGUCCAGGAGGACUACAGGAGGUCCAGGAGGACUACAGGAGGUCAUGGUGGACUACAGGAGGUCCAUGAGGACUACAAGAGGUCCAGGAGGAUUACAGGAGGUCCAGGAGGACUACAGGAGGUCAUGGUGGACUACAGGAGGUCCAGGAGGACUACAGGAGGUCCAGGAGGACUACAGGAGGUCCAGGAGGACUACAGGAGGUCCAGGAGGACUACAGGAGGUCAUGGUGGACUACAGGAGGUCCAGGAGGACUACAAGAGGUCCAGGAGGAUUACAGGAGGUCCAGGAGGACUACAGGAGGUCAUGGUGGACUACAGGAGGUCAUGGUGGACUACAGGAGGUCCAGGAGGAUUACAGGAGGUCCAGGAGGACUACAGGAGGUCCAGGAGGACUACAGGAGGUCCAGGAGGACUACAGGAGGUCCAGGAGGACUACAGGAGGUCCAGGAGGACUACAGGAGGUCCAGGAGGACUACAGGAGGUCAUGGUGGACUACAGGAGGUCCAGGAGGACUACAAGAGGUCCAGGAGGAUUACAGGAGGUCCAGGAGGACUACAGGAGGUCAUGGUGGACUACAGGAGGUCAUGGUGGACUACAGGAGGUCCAGGAGGAUUACAGGAGGUCCAGGAGGACUACAGGAGGUCCAGGAGGACUACAGGAGGUCCAGGAGGACUACAGGAGGUCCAGGAGGACUACAGGAGGUCCAGGAGGACUACAGGAGGUCCAGGAGGACAGAGCAUCUCCUCUCCUCAUCAAAGAUGAAGCGGUGGAGCGUGUUGACAACAUCAAGUUCCUGGGCGUCCACCUUACAUCUGACCUGGUCCCUGAACACAGCUCACCUGGUGAAGAAGAAUCAACAAAGACUCUUGUUCCUCAGGAAGCUGAAACGUUCUGGCCUCUCCCCUCAGCUCCUGACUGA
Acanthochromis polyacanthus (spiny chromis) is the source of this 1203-nucleotide messenger RNA. RefSeq lists its product as uncharacterized. The record is from RefSeq and is a predicted model, not a curated record. The coding region runs from base 10 to 1203 and encodes 397 amino acids. NCBI's taxonomy places the organism in Eukaryota, Metazoa, Chordata, Actinopteri, Pomacentridae. The transcript has 5 exons.